Molecule: messenger RNA, 854 nt
Organism: Cryphonectria parasitica EP155
Lineage: Eukaryota; Fungi; Ascomycota; Sordariomycetes; Diaporthales; Cryphonectriaceae
Exons: 2
Coding region: 57-695 (212 amino acids)
Source: RefSeq, a predicted model, not a curated record
UCUUUGUUCUCAUCCUUCCAAUCGAUUCUCGUUUUUUAUCACCUUAUUCAACCAAAAUGGCGACAGAACAGAAGCUGGAGCAGGCCGGAAACGGCGAGACUGUUGCAUCCGUGCUGUGCACCAAAUACAACUGGACACCAGACGACCGUGCCAACUGGAGAUCUAUUGCUUUCCGCGAGGAUGGCGUCGGAUGUUUGAAACUUCUGUCUGACGGACCCGGCACACUCUUGGUUUGCGAGUUCGACUGGGAGUUCAAUGAGGAUUAUAACGGCCCAGGCACAGCAGAGAAGAAAGUUGACACCCGGCAAGAGGAUCUCGAGGACAGUCUGCGGACACGCCAAAUUGCCGAGUUUGCGAUAGACAUCAAGUUCCGCAACAGUCAGCCAAGGGAGGAGUUUGGGUUUGGGUCGAUAGAUAUCGAAGCAGCCAACUCACGUCGCCUAAAAGAAACGGCAUAUGAGCAGGAGACUUUCUUUGUCCGCCUGGAGGUCGGUAACUUUCCGGCUCAACAUGAUACCAACCCCCCCGAUAGCGAGGCGUACGGGAAGACGAGAUGGGCCCAACGGUUAUCGUUUCAAAACAAAUCGCCAAUCCCACCACGGGAUAGAUGGCGCGACAGUUUCCAGGGCAUGCUGGAGGCAAUGAACUGGGAGAUCGAGACGAAUUGGUUCAGUCACAAGUUGCGUGGAGAUUAAACCAUUGAACCGUCUCUCACCAGUUUCAACAGGGGUAGAGCGGAUCAGGCACUUACAGAUUGCGUACAAUUAAGCACAUGACACACGAUAAAUCAGGGUACAGAGGGGAUAGUCAAGAAGAGACGCUUUACAUUUGUGUCGCAAUUUCUAUAAAGUUCA